Molecule: messenger RNA, 2247 nt
Organism: Salvia hispanica
Lineage: Eukaryota; Viridiplantae; Streptophyta; Magnoliopsida; Lamiales; Lamiaceae
Source: RefSeq, a predicted model, not a curated record
ACUGUGAGUGGGACUGCCCAAAAAAACAAAGGGUGAAAAAGGAAGUGCUGGAGAUGCCUUUCUCUCUCCUCUCUCCCCUCUAAUUGCCAUAGCCUUUGAAUCCUCAUUUCUUCGGGUUUUCUUUUUUUUGAUCUGUGAAUUAUUUUCCUAGAUCUCUGCCUUUGCUUUAGAGUUUGUUGCUUAUACGCUUCAUCAUCUCUCAUCUUUUUCUGAGGCUUGAAUUGGAAGAAAGUGGUUAUUGAUAUUUUUCUGGGGAUAUGAAUGCUGUGUGAUGAUGGUGAUGCUUCUUUUGACCGGGGAAAGAGAAAUUCCCAAAAAGUGAGUGAGAGAGGGAGGAAAAUCCUUUUGAAAGCUGCAUUAUUGCUUGUGAAUGUCAAUGCAAGUGAGAUAAAUUAUUUCCCCCAAUUUCUUGUUUAACCUUUUUCACAAACACUUGAUGUGCAGUAGUAGUUGUUUUUAUACUUUUAUUGUUUCUAUUUCACUUGAUUGUGGAGAUUCCUUGCUAUUUCAGUCAGUAAUUGAGCAAAAGGUUUGAUUCUGCUAGAAACUAGAAUAGUGCCAAAAUGCCUAUGUUUCAGCCUCGUAGAAAAGACAGUGGUGGUGGUGAUGGUGAUGGGUAUAUUCUCGAUGUGGAAUCCGCCGUGAAGGAUGGUGUUUUAGGGGGCGGCGCUGUGGCGGUAUACGGCGGUGAGAAAUUGGAUCUGAAAAAGAUGAUUGAAGAGCUCAAUUUGUGUGAGGUUCCCUCAGUUUUCAUUUGCCCCAUCUCCCUUGAACCGAUGCAAGAUCCUGUCACACUCUGCACUGGCCAAACCUAUGAGAGGUCCAACAUCUUGAAAUGGUUUAGUUUGGGGCAUUACACUUGCCCCACCACAAUGCAGGAGCUCUGGGACGACACCCUCACCCCCAACACUACCUUGCAUCACUUGACACACACCUGGUUCUCUCACAAGUAUGUGCAGAUGAAGAAGCGUUCCGAGGAUGCUGAGGGCAGGGCGUCCGAGCUCCUCACCAAUCUCAAGAGGGUUAAGGGCCAGGCGCGGGUGCAGACCCUCAAGGAGCUGCAGAGGGUCGUGGCGAAUCACUCCGCUGCUAGGAAGACUGUCGUGGAUGAGGGUGGCGUGGCCCUCGUCUCGUCCUUGCUAGGCCCAUUCACUUCCUACGCCAUAGGGUCUGAGGUCGUGGCGAUUCUUGUCAACUUGAGCCUCACUUCCGAGGCGAAGAUGAGCUUGAUGCAGCCUGCGAAAGUCUCGUCUGUAGUGGACGUUUUGAAUGAGGGUUCAAUUGAGACGAAGAUUAAUUGUGUUAGGUUGAUUGAGAUGCUGAUGGAGGAGGAGAAUGAUUUUAGGACGGAGCUCGUGUCAAGCCAUAGCUUGUUGGUCGCGUUGAUGAGGCUAGUGAGGAAUAAGAGGCACCCUAAUGGCCAUUUGCCUGCCCUCGCCCUUCUUAAGUCGAUUUCCACGCUCAAAGAGGUCCGGAGUUUGAUUGUCAGCAUCGGAGCAAUACCUCACCUGUUAGAGCUGAUACCGGUGUUAAAUCCAGAGUGUGUCGAGCUUGCUCUCUCCGUGUUGGACACCCUUUCAUCUGUGCCACAAGGGAAGCAAGCGUUGAAGGAUUGUUCGAACACGAUCCCAACUAUGGUUAAGCUACUCAUGAGGAUCACCGAGUGCUGCACAGAUUACGCCCUCUCAAUCUUGUGCUCUGUCUGCAACCUCUCGCCUCAAGAAUGCUCAUUGAGAGCUGUGGACGCUGGUCUUGCAGCUAAGCUCCUCCUCGUCAUCCAGAGUGGCUGCAGUCCAGCCCUCAAGCAGCGCGCUGCCGAGCUUUUGAAGCUCUGCAGUCUCAACUGUUCAGAUACGAUAUUCAUCUCCAAGUGCAAACUGACUAGAACGAUCCAAUGAAACCCGGGUGCUGUUCCAACCAAGAUUUUCCGACGACCUCCACGUGGAGGAGCCAGUGGCCAUGACAAUUACGAAUAAUGUCAUUUGUAAAGAUACAAAAAAUAUGGCGCAGAUAAGCUUGUAGCCACUGUGGUUCUUGAAAUUGGCUUUGUUGGUGGAGCAUGCAGCAGAUUGCAAUUGUAAUUUCUUAGCUAUUUGCUUUGCUCCAUUUAAUCUUUGCAAUUCUCAGUCUUAGGGAUUCAAGAUCCUCCAAAUUUUCCCUACCGACCAUGUAGAAGUUCUGUUACUUUUUUUUGGGUAUUAGAUAUCAUUUCCAUGUGUAUCAAUCAAUUCAAUCACCAAUUUUUCA